Molecule: messenger RNA, 8709 nt
Organism: Falco peregrinus (peregrine falcon)
Lineage: Eukaryota; Metazoa; Chordata; Aves; Falconiformes; Falconidae
Gene: H6PD
Product: hexose-6-phosphate dehydrogenase/glucose 1-dehydrogenase
Exons: 5
Coding region: 2588-4960 (790 amino acids)
Biological process (GO): pentose-phosphate shunt; pentose-phosphate shunt, oxidative branch; glucose metabolic process
Cellular component (GO): endoplasmic reticulum
Molecular function (GO): NADP binding; glucose-6-phosphate dehydrogenase activity; 6-phosphogluconolactonase activity
Source: RefSeq, a predicted model, not a curated record
CUCUAAUGCGAACGGUGGCGAUUGUCAGAUAUGAAAGCAGUAAACAAACGCGUCCGGGUUUACUGUGCUUGUUCUGGGCAGCGUAGCACAGUAUUUUGCAAUUAGGAGUGUUGUGAAACUGGUUUUCAGCUGGCCUGGAAGUACAUGUGACGGUGUAGCUGAAUCUGCCAGGAAACUACUUGGUUUAUUCAUUCCUUUCCUUGGGUACGUGGAAAAGAAAGACCCACCCAAACCCUUCCCGUUCCACCAUAGGUACCCGCUCUUCAGCUGCGGUCUCUACCGCAUCGCAGUAACUGCAGCCUGCCAAGGUGCAGUGGGCAGUAUGUCAAGCUUCUCUAGCUUUCUUGGAACAAAGGUUGCUCAAGCAAAUGUAAAUAUUAAUUUAUUGCACUGAGAAACUUUGUCAUCUGCAUUAUAACCCCACAGUGGGGGAAGGAAAACCAAGCCUCUGCUUAAAAUGGUGAAUAUUUAUACUGCAGGCAAAACUGUAGGAGCUGCACUCCUGGCCCUCUGCAAUUGCCAGCACUAUUUGCUGGAUUCUUUAAGUGGGUAUGUGGAGCUUAAACAGCACAGCGAGAAGGGAUGGACGGGAGGCAGUCACAGCGGAAGGCUGGGGAGAGGUGAUUCGAGGUAGAUUUACAGGCUAUGAUAAACCCUGUUGAAGCUCUCCAGAGAAGAGCAACGGAUACCGGGCUGUCUCUUGAGGGAGCAGUGUGACCCGUGGGGAACGUUGAGGCUGUCUCCUUGCACAGUGGCAGAGCAGAGAGGGCUGCAGCUGUGGUCAGCUAACCGAUGCUCUGCUGCUGUGUGAUUUCCAUGCAGGAAACAGGGAAGGAAAAGCCAAGGAAUCUACACAAACUGACCUUUGAGAGGGAGGCCAGGGUGCCCAGAAGGCACAGCAGCAUUGCACAAGUGCUGUCCUGCUGUUUGGGGGGGGCUUACUAAGUCUGUCCCCUUCUCACUACCUCGGAUUGUAGUCUGGGGAAGUGCUUUCAUCUAAGAGUUGGAGUGCGGGACUGCUCCUGGGGAUGCUCACUAGGGUCUCAGUUGGAGACCUUUAGCAUCGAUCUGAGCUCAUGUGCAAAGCAGAGGAGUUAGUCAGGAAGGCACUCUGGAAGCAGGAGCUGCCACAGGCAGCAGCCAAAAGGUUUAGCACAGCCAACGUGUAUGGGCUGAGAGCUGGGAUGUGCUGGGACAUUGCUGGCACAGGCGCGUUCCUUUUUUCUCUGCUGCAAUUGGGUCUUUCCUCCCAUUUACCAGAAAGGGAACAACCUGCCUUAUCUUGCUUGCUCACCUGACCAUUGAUCAGAUGGUCUGCCAUACAGUCUGUUGCAGGAGAAGAGAGAUCUGUGCUCAGGAGGGGCUGUGAAGAAGACAAGUUUCCAGCUGCUUUUGCCACUGCAGUCUCUGUAAAGCUCCUGUAUUGCUCAGGUAAAAUGAGAAGUUACAAAUUCAUUAACCAGAACCAAAAGUUUUUGAAGGAGUUAAGUCUGUGCUCCAACUAAACACGACUUCAGAAAAUGAAAUUAAGAGAAUAGGAUAGCUGGUGUAAGAGCUUCUGAAAUAAUACUUGAGGUAAUGAGAACAGCUCAAUGGUUUAUUCACUUGUUCCAGAUUGUCUCUCUUGAGAUGUAAAGUCAUUGCCGUGUUUCUAGGUAUAAGAACUAAAUGUCUCAUUUCCGUCAUUUUUUUAAAAACAACUUUGGUUUGGAUUAGGGAAAUAAGAAUAAGCAAAGGGGCUUUUUGGUCAGGGAGGCCAGCUGUUACUGGCUGCAGUGGUUAGAAUGGAGAAGGCCAGGACGGGUGCUGGCAUGUGCUCCUCAUUGAUGGAAAGCUGCAGUAGGCAGAACACAAACCUCACGUUGUCUCCUGGCUGCAUGCACAACUAUCGUGAGGCAGUAUCUAGGCUGGCUCACGUCUAGACUCAAUUUUAAGGACUAAACUUCUUCCCCAUGUUGUUUUAUCAGACCAUUUGUCUCCCAGUAGCUCAUUAGAAGCUAAUUCGGCUCCAUCCAUGAGAACUGUGGUACACAAGAGUCACUAAAGGGCAGUGUAUUAAAGAAUAGCCUGUGUACUGAAACUGCCAGGGGUUGUGCUUGUCUCUGAGCUGCUAUGACAAUAUUGACAUGAAGCAAUGCCAAGACAGCAUAAUACCAUUUGAGCAAAGUCCCAAACGGGAGGUUGUUGAAAGCAGUGCUUAAUUUGCAGGCACACGUGUCCAUUUGUAGCCAGCUCUGAAAUUUGUAUUAAAAUAGGCUUCAGCUUCACAGGCUAAAAGUGUUGACACCCCUCAUUGACUCAGCUGUGGGAACAACGCUUAUGCUACAAUGACCUUAGGCACAUGCCCUCUUCCACUUCUGGUGUGCAUGAGCAGGCUGUGGGCUUUUCCAGAGCCCGUUACUGCCAUGUUUCACAUCAUGGAGGGAGGAGAGACUGCUGGGUGGAGGAUCCAGGCUGGAGUCCCUGGUUUUUCAGCCAUGGGAAAGCAGGUACGUUGCAUAGUGUCUUGUAGUGAUAUAACAUGGAUUGACAGUUUUUCUUUUUUAUUGUUGUCCUCUAGUGUUCUGGGGUCUACUUCUCUCCCAAGAUGCUGAGAAGAGUCCUGUUUACAGUGUUGUUCACGGGAGCCUUGCCAUCACUGGCUGAAGUGUCCCAGGGCCACAUCUCGGUGGUCUUGCUGGGAGCCACAGGUGACUUGGCCAGGAAGUAUUUGUGGCAGGGUUUGUUCCAGCUCUACAUGGACCAAGUGAGCAGUGGCCACAGCUUCACUUUCCAUGGGGCUGCACUGAGAGCUCUGGAACCAGGACAGAGGCUGAUGUUUGAUGUGCUGAAGACGCUGGCCUGUCCCCCUGAUGAAUCUCCCAACAGGUGUGCUGUGCUCAAGGACCAGUUCCUGAAGCUGAGCCAAUACCACCAGCUGAAGACUGCCGAAAACUAUACCGCGCUGAACAGAGAGAUUGAGAUGCUGCUUCGCCAGGAGGGGCUGAAGGAGGCUGGAAGGAUCUUCUACUUCUCAGUACCACCGUUUGCCUACACAGAGAUUGCCCGCCACAUCAACAGCAGCUGCAGACCGCCGCCAGGAGCCUGGUUGCGUGUGGUGCUGGAGAAACCGUUUGGCCAUGACCUGGAGUCAGCCCAGCAGCUGGCUGCAGAGCUGUCGAGCUUCUUCAAAGAAGAGGAGAUGUACCGGGUGGACCACUACCUUGGCAAACAGGCUGUAGCCCAUAUCCUGCCUUUUCGAGAUCAGAACCGACAGUUUCUGGAUCCGAUUUGGAACCGACAUCAUGUGGAAAGAGUGGAGGUUGUCUUGAAGGAAACUGUGGAUGCUAAAGGCCGCACCAGCUUCUACGAACAGUAUGGAGUCAUCCGGGAUGUGCUGCAAAAUCAUCUCACGGAGGCCCUGAUGUUCCUGAUCAUGGAGCUCCCAGCCAAUGUGAGCAGGGCUGAAGAGGUUUUGCAGUGCAAGCUGCAGGCCUUCCAGUCAUUGUGGGGUCUGGAGAAAAACAGUGCCGUGUUGGGCCAGUAUCAGGCAUAUGCCAGCCAGGUCCAGGAGGAAUUGCAGAAGGCACGUGACUACAUCAGCACAACACCAACCUUUGCAGGUGUGCUGAUUCACAGCGGCAGCCUGCGCUGGGAAGGGGUCCCUUUCCUCCUCACUUCUGGGAAAGCUCUGGAUGAGCGGGUAGGUUAUGUCCGUGUCCUCUUCAGGAACCGGGCCUACUGCACCCAGAAGGAGACUUUGAGGGUGGCAGGGCACAGCCAAUGUAAAGCCAAGCAGAUCAUCUUUUACAUUGGGCACGGCGCACUCAACACCCCCGCAGUGCUUGUGAGCAGGAACCUGUUCAGGCCCAUCAUGCCAGAAGGCAGCUGGAGAGAAGCAGUGGGUCAGUCAGAGCUGCACAUUUUUGGACAACCGUUGUCUGACUACUAUGUGUACAGCCCUGUGAAAGAGAGAGACGCAUACUCUGUCCUCAUCUCCAACAUCUACCACGGCAGGAAGGACUUCUUCAUUACUACCGAGAACCUGCUGGCCUCUUGGGCGUUCUGGACGCCACUGCUGAACAGCAUUUCCCACCAGCCGCUGCGCCUCUACCCUGGUGGCAUGGAGAACCAGCACCUCUUAGACUUUGAAAUGGUGAGUGGGGAGGUGGCUUUCACACUGGCAGAGCCAGUGGAACUGCUGAAACCCAGCAGGCUGAUGCCAAACGAUUACAGGACAAUCCAGUCCAAAUUUCGGCACAGUCCCCUGGUCUCAGCAUGGUCUGAGGACCUGAUUUCCCAGCUGGCUUCUGACAUUGAGAAGACAGCAAGCAGGACUGUGGCACGGUCUGGGCAGUUCCACCUGGCCGUCUCGGGUGGCUCGAGCCCGGUAGUCCUGUUCCAGCGGCUGGCAAGACACCAUUAUGCCUUCCCCUGGAAGCACACCCACAUCUGGCUGGUAGAUGAGCGCUGUGUCCCUCUCACUGACACAGAGUCCAACUUCUUCAGCUUGCACAACCACCUCCUCCAGAGUGUCAGGGUGCCCUACUUCAACAUCCACCCCAUGCCUGUGCACUUGAACCGGCGGCUCUGUGUGGAAGAGGACAGAGGCACGGAGCUGUAUGCCAAGGAGAUAGUGGCCUUGGUGGCCAAUGCCAGCUUUGACCUGGUGCUGCUGGGGGUGGGCACUGAUGGGCACACUGCCUCGCUCUUCCCCCAGUCUGAAAAUGGCUUGGAAGGGGCUCAGGCUGUGGUGCUGACUGAAAGCCCUGUCAAACCUCACCAAAGGAUGAGCCUUAGCCUACCGCUCAUCAACAAGGCCAGAGAGGUGUUUGUCCUGAUUUUGGGGAAGGGUAAGCACGACAUCACCACCCUGAUCAGCAGGGUGGGCCAUAAGCCGAGGAAAUGGCCGAUCUCGGGUGUCAGCCCCAGCUCUGGCCAGCUGGUGUGGUAUGUGGAUUAUGAAGCUCUGCUUGGGUGAUGCCUUCGCAGUGUCCCUCCUCCCCUGUGUGCAUGGCCCUUACAGCCUGGAUUUUCCUACACAAUGUCCAUGUUUUUCUGUUGCCAGCAGCAGCUUCAUCUCUGACAGACUUUUCUGACCUCCUGGGAGAUCCAUGGCCUGCAGUGCCUCUGCCAUUUGAGCCUGGAAAGGGGCUCGGCUCAGUGUUCAGAGCUAAGUAGGAGCCAAGAGCCCAGUGCUGCAUUUCUGGCUCUGCUAGGGGUUCUGACUGUGACUUUGGACAAAUUACCUCACCUUGAAGUGCCUCAGUUUUCCCUGUCAGGCCUUUCUCGUUAUUAGUAUUUAACUACCUCGUGGGCACUACAGGAGACUUGUUAAAUUAAGUGCCUGCCAAAUUUAAUUAUUUUUUUUUUUUUUAAUUCUCAGGCUAGGAGACAGUAAUAACAUGUACAUCCUCUGCCCUGCUCAGUCUGGCUGGGUCAGUGUCGUCAUCUCAGUAAAAUGAUGGUUCUUUGGACGUGGGUCUGCAGUCUGACAUGUGCAGCCCAUUUGGUGUCAGCCAGCCACUGGCUGUGGCUGUGCUGUCCUGGAAGCGUAGACACCCGCUUGCUGUUGUGCCGUGUGGCCCCUAAAUGCUGACACUGAUUUGUGAGCUCACUGCAGUCCCUCGUCUUUGCAAAUUGCCCAGCAGCAGAGGCUGAGUUUAUCAGCAGUAAUUUGCAGCUUUCAUUAAGUGGAUAGCUGAUACCAUGGGGGAUGGAGAAGGAAGAUGCUUCACUUUUUAGGCUGUUAGAAUAAUGGGGGCAGGGCGAGGAAUAUGACAAUUCACAGAGCUGUUAUUUGCCUGCAUUGCAAUAAUCUACUGAGGGAAAAGCUUGAUGUUCAGAGGAGUUGUUUGGGUUUAGCUAGCAAAGAAACAAUUCUCUGUCUGAUUCUCUGAAAUGAACUUAUUUCUGUCCUCAGAAUCGAAGCUUGCAGUGUCAUUCACUGGCUUAUAAAAUUUCUGUAGGAGGCAGCUUUAUAAACUAUCAUCGGUCAUUUCAUGUUUGCGGAUGGUGGUGGUGGGGUUUGAACUCAAGGACACUGACUUAGAAGGGGAGGGAGUUUUCUCUUGUACAUAUCCCUUUAGCAUGCAGAACUAGCAAAUUGCAUUUGUGACAGGACACCAUUAAGCACUUACAGAAAUGUAUAGUUCUGUUGCUCACAGGAAGGGUUGGAGACAUCCAGUCCUACCUAGAGACCCCACUCUUCCCCCUCCUGCUUUUCACCUUCCCGGAAUGCUGCCAUGCAUGGGAGUGUCUGUCCUUUCAUGAGUACCGCAAAUGCUCUGUGAUCUUCUCUAAUGGGCAAUAUACAACUGCACACCAGAGCGCAGCGUUUGGUAGGGAAAUCAAGACAGCACAAGGUGGGAGAGCCUGGGCUGGUGGUCCGUGUGGAGGCGUGAGCCAAACCCACUCACCUGGGGUGGCGCUGGGAUGGAGCAGACCCACUGCAGGAAGCUGGCAGGUGGACGUGACGCUGGCUGCCAGCAAGGAGGAUUCCUCAUGGGAGCAGAGGCCACUUUUGAGGGGGGCAGAUUUCUCCCAGUCCCUGUGGAUGCUGGCCCUGUUUCCACAGAGAGGUAGCUGUGUGUGGGUGACUGGGUGGAGAUGGCGAGGUCUGAGGUGAUGCAAAGGCUGAGGGCUUGGCAGGGACCCAGUGCCGGCAGGAGGUGGCAUCCCCGACCCUGAGAAGCAGCAGCAAGUUGUGUGCUGUUCUCUCAGCAGGGCUGGGCCGAGGCUGUGCCAGGCCAGGCCACCCUGCACAGCCUCCCAAGGGAAAAAUAGGAUCCUCAGGAGUCGGACCUGGGAGUCUGCAGCCUAGGGAAGGAUGGAGACUUUGCUUUAGAAGGCUGGGCGACAGGCAUUGGCUUCAUGUCCUUCCCUGCACAGGGAUCUGCUGAACCCCAGGGACGAAGGUGCGGGUGGGUGCUAUGGUCCAGCAGCACGUGAAGGGAGGCAGGAGGUCUGCGCAGCCUGUGCUCCCAGAUUCCCGAGCUGUUGCCUUUCAGCAUAAUGCUUCUCUUAAUGCAGCAAUCAGAAUUAUUGUCUUCUGCUAAUUGCGCAGAUAAAAGUGCAUGGGGCAAGCUCUAGAGCCUGUUACUCAUCAGCAGUCCCUAGGCAAACAGAGCCAGCGAGCACAACCUGGCAGAGCUAUGUGCAGCAGGAAAAGGCCACGUUCUCAGGGACUGGCUGCGAUUUCUGGCAGGCAUUCUCCUCCACCUUGCAGAUGGUCCAGAAAAGCUGCAUUUACAUACUGUAUUUGACUAAGCUGAGCUGAGUUGCACUGGUGCAUGUUACUUUGCUUUUGCAUGGGAAAGGAGGGGAGUUGUUAUGGUGUAGCUUUCUCAAAAGCUCAAACCCAGAAGAGUACAGGUGCCUUAACUGGUCUGGUUUCACAACUGGGAUGGCUGGUUAUCCAUCGUUUGUGGGCAUUCGUGAAUAAGUUUGCUCCCACCUGUUCCGUGGUUACAGGCAGGCUUACCUACCAGCACAAACACCAAAGGGUGAAAUAAAUCACAGGGGAAGAGAGUAGCCUAAAAAAGUGGAAGGAAGGUGAGCACUGCAGUUCCUUGCUGCAGGACUUGCUUGUCAAGAGGAUAUGCUGACAGCGGAGUCUGGAGUAAGAGCAUACUCCUAGGACUUAACUGGAAUAACUCUUCUGGAAUAACUCUCUUCAUAGAUGGGUGCUAGCAAACACUGGCUUCCAAAAUAUACCACAGUGGCUGAAAAAGCUGUGCAGACGUUUUAGGUCUGGUGUGUCCAUAAAUUCAAACAUAAUUUUUCAUUUUUAAACAAAAAUAGCCAUGUUAGCUUCAUUCCAGUUCUUUUGCAUUUGGUAUGAGGGAACAGGUUUUAAUGAAAAAUUGACCUCUGUGAGAAGUAGUAUGUUGUUAUGAAUGACAGAAUUUAUUACUGCUUUACAGAUGACUGUGGCAUUGGUGUUUUCUUAUUUCUGCACACUUUCUUGUUAAUAUUUGGCUGGGACCUUUUGAAAUAAACACUGAUUUUAGAGAGGUUUAUGUGCACUUUUAAAUAAGCAUGUGGGUUUUUUCCCCAAAGAGCUGCUGUUCUUUCCAGCUGAAAAUAGAGUUCAUUUGCAAAAUCUCUUAAUAGAUCAUCCUAAAAUUCAUCCUAGAUUUUAUUAAAAUCCAGUAAAAGUUUACAUACGUUUUCUUCAGUGAAUAUAGCUGUCUGGGUCGUUUGGAGGGUUUUUUUAGAACUGUGUUUUCUUUUUACACAGGCAAUUCCUGUUAGACUCUUUAGUACUUAGCAUUUGCCAAAUGAAAAACAAGUAUUUUUAAAUAUGUAAAAUUUGUGACUGGCAAGAGGGAUACUGCGGAUGGGAAGAAGGGUUAAUCGAGGAGCAGAUCUGAUAAGGAAGAAUGGUAGAAAUCCACUGGGCUACAGGCCAAGGGAGCUGUGCUAUUUUUGUUUUGUGAAAGCUAUUAAUAGGAGCUAUGCACCUUCUUGAGAGCUUGUAUUAACUUUUCUUUGCAAAAGCAAUUCCAUGGAGUAAUUUCUUAUAGUCUGUGUCUCCCAUAAGUGAUAUUGAUGCCGGUUUUGUUAUUUUUUUUGCAAUGUCAAGUGCAUUCCUAGAAUUCAGAGGUACGAUUAUUUAUAUGUUUUAUAGAAAACUAACACUGGAAGUAACUGAUUUUUUUACUUCAAUUUUUAUAAAUCAAGUUGUAAAAUCUUACUUUCCCUUGAAUAAAGUUUUGUGAUUCCUUU